This is a messenger RNA of Xenia sp. Carnegie-2017, 1506 nucleotides long. RefSeq lists its product as uncharacterized. The record is from RefSeq and is a predicted model, not a curated record. Lineage: Eukaryota; Metazoa; Cnidaria; Anthozoa; Malacalcyonacea; Xeniidae. The coding region runs from base 63 to 1166 and encodes 367 amino acids. The transcript is spliced from 12 exons. Gene Ontology annotation, molecular function: oxidoreductase activity.
ACUAUAGGAGUUAUCGUUCCAGUUUAUAUUACAGUUCACUGGUUCAACGUGGAAGAGCAAAUAUGUCUAGUAAAGCAUCAUUUAAACUAGUCUCUGUAGAAGAAGUUAGCAGGUUCAUUCAAAGUUGUAUGUGUCGAGUUGGCACAGAUCCUGGUCAUUCAAAGAUACUUGCUGAUGUUCUUGUUGCUGCAGAUGCAAGAGGACAUUUUAGUCAUGGAUUAAAUAGACUGGCCAUGUAUGUUCAUGAUGUUCAAGAAGGUACAACUUCAUCCAUUGGUCAUCCUGUCAUAGAAAAGGAAACAGUCUCUACUGCCUUGAUCGAUGCUAAAAACAUCUUGGGACCUGUGAGUAGUACAUUUUGUAUGGAUCUAGCAAUUAAAAAGGCUAAAGAAACAGGUGUUGGAUGGUUGACCUGUCAUAAUGCCAAUCAUUUUGGUAUUGCUGGCUAUUACUCCAUGAAAGCUGCUCAACAUGGAUUAAUUGGAAUGGCUAUGACUAACACAUCACCAUUAAUGGUACCAACUAGAGCAAAAGUGAAAACAUUGGGGACAAAUCCACUUUCAGUGGCUGCUGCAGGAAAAUGUGAAGGAAGUAAGAAUGAGAAAGAUAUGUUUGUUUUGGAUAUGGCUACAACUUCUGCAGCUCUUGGAAAGGUUGAAAUGGCUCAUCGUAAACAUGAAAAAAUCCCAGAUGGCUGGGCAGUGGAUUCUGAUGGAAAUCAAACAAAUGAUGCUGCAAAGGCUUUGAAUGGUGGACUUAAUCCAUUGGGUGGUAGUGAAGUGAAUAGUGGUUAUAAAGGUUAUGGUUUGUGUUUUAUGGUUGAAUUAUUUUGUGGUAUAUUGUCUGGUGGUGCUUUUGGUCCUCAUAUUAGACGUUGGGGUCAAAAUGAUGUUCCUGCUAAUUUGGGUCAAUGUUUUGUGGCUGUUGAUCCUAAUAAGUUUGCUCCUGGUUUUGAAGAACGUUUAAGUUCAUUAAUGAAUGAUUGUCGCUCACUUGAACCAGUAGACAAAGAACUUGAGGUGAUGGUUGCAGGUGAUCCUGAGCGAAAACAUAUUUCUAAGGUUGAAAAGAAUGGCGGGAUACAUUACCACGUAAAUCUUCUCUCAUCAUUGGAUUCACUAGCAGAUGAAUUACAAGUGCAACGGAUGCAUCAGAUGGAAGUUUAAGAUUAAAUAUUUUAGAGUUACAAAUUAAAUAUGCGACGACAACAUGUACCAUACUUUCCACUUAGAAAUCGUUUAGAAUUUUUAAAGACUGUAAAAUUCGUAGUGACAUUUUUAUGUUUAUAUAUUUUACUUUCCUUACUCGUCACUAACCCUCGACUUGACUUCAAUGUAUUUUUAUGUGUUGAUUUUCUAAGAGAAAGUCGGUAGUUAAAAUCAUGUAUCCCACUUCAAGCCAUUGUCCCUUUAGUAAAAGAAAAUUAAACAACAGUGGUUUUAAAGUUAGAUAUUUCAGUUCCGUGACAACUCUACUGACAUAGAAAUAAAGCCUUUUUUAUGUAUA